AUGCCUCUCACUUCCCAGAUUGACUGGUCGAAGGGUACCGUCUUCAUCCACGACGGCACACUUAUUUGUUCGCCCAACUCCAAACGAUUCGUCAUACUACCUUGUGGGCCACCUUCACUGAAGCAUUUGGAAGCCGCCAAAGAUGAAAACAAGGCCCACCUGCCUUACCCCGGUUCCACACAUUUUGACCGCAAACUCGAUAUCGACCUCGCCUUAUACCGGCAACCCGUGCAGUGGGAAGACAGUUAUGGCUGGCUGGCCUUCGUACCAUUGUCACCAUCAUUCAUAUCCUUGCCAUUCAAGCCAUUGUCUUGGACCCCAGAACCGAGGCGGUGGAGGACAGGUCAAACCACAUACCAAUGGGAAGUAGAGUCUCAUGAAAAGGGCGAAUGGUAUAGAUGCGAAUCUCAGCUCGUUUACCUCUGCGAGAAGCUACGGUUAUGGUAUCGCAUACCGGGUACCCCGCCUCCUGUGCCGUCUCGGUUUGGUUAUGACAGACCGCACCGAAGUAAAGAAAUUGCCGAGAAGAUGGUUGAGGUGUCGCGCAAUGCUUUCGUGUUGUGGAUGGGUUUCCUCUCCUACCUGAUUGCGCAAUCUCGUCGUCCGGAGCACGCCGCCCACCUACGUGAUGACGGUAAGAAACCCGUCCCUGCGUGGCAUACCAAAAUUCUCGAGGAGCAGGCCGCUGAGGCUGCAGCAGCAGUGGCUGCUUCGGCCCAAACAGGAUGGGAUCCUAUCACCCCACCUCCGCCCUUGAUCACGGAGCCAUGGUUGGAUGGUCUCCGCCAGUCAGUGGUCUGGAACUUCACUCCACAAACGCCGCGCGCUGGAAUUGCCUACGAUUGGACCACAUCGCACCGCACGCGACCUCCGAUUGAGUUUUUUUUGGACAAUGCCAUCGCAGUGUACUAUCCUUGGGGAGUAGUGGAGGAAGACACUAUGAAAACACACAAACUGGUGCGGCAGGACCUGAGACCUCCGUCCGAAAUGCUGGCCACGGUGCUAGACGAAUUUCUCGGGUCGACGGAUGUGCCACUGGCCACUCUGUUCAUGCGCAAGUAUUACGAGCAACCCGACAGCACUGUUUCGCCCAGCAUUAAACUGUUAGGGCAGAGCCACUCGCAAUCGUUUGUGUUUCAGCACAUCAUGGACCGGUAUCACAACGAACAGACUGCAUUCGAGAGAGCAUGGGACAAUCCAGACAACCUGGACAUUGACGACAUUCUGCGGCAGAGAUCUUCCCAAGUAAAUGCGAAGGCCCGACGGAUGGAGGAGAACUGGAAUGAUUCCUUUACGGAAGGUCAUGAAAUGCAAGGACGUAUUUCUGGAGUUGUGGAUGUCACAGGAGACGUUCGUGGCAUACAAAAUACCGAGUCAUUCACUGAUUGGGAGCCGUACUGGACACGACGACUGGCUCAAUGGCGCAAGGCGUUGGAGAAUGAGGACCCCGCUGCUCGUCGCUUGCGGUUGGCUCGCGAGAAACAAAAGCCUACCCGACGCACCAAAAUGUAUCAGUGGAAAAUGGUGCGCCACGCCAACGGCACAGUCACAUACCUCAGGCAACUGGUAUCGCCCAACAUGGCUGCCAAGUUGUACCACAAGUACCGUCCACGUCAAGUUGUGUACAAUUCCAUUGACAACGUCUGGGAUCUUUGCCGGUACUUCAAACCUCCAAUUGAGCUGGCUCAAGGAGGCUCAGACAAUAGUGACUUGAGUUCAGGAAGUUCUGACGAGUCAGACCCUGGCCCCAUUCCCUUGGUGUCCAAACCCAAUCAGGUGGUUAACACGCCAGAGCCCCAGGAACCGCGCGUGCAACAGUUUGACCCUAGCAGUCGCCCGCCAACUCCUGCUGCGGAACAUUUCAGUGGGUAUCCAGGAUCGCCGGAUAUGCAGGUAGAUGCAGUCCAUUCCCAUGUCACCGACACAGUCCCACCCCCAGACGUGGAACCUGCCCUCACUCUCCUGGACGCCAGGCCCCCACCGGCCCCCAAGCCAGAUGCACGCACAGGCUGGAUGGUGCCCGCUCGGAACCUGGUACAAUCCUUGCGACUGGGUUAUGGGUAUACAGGCCCAGGUUCUGGGUUCUCAGUGCGUGCUUCCACCACGACGAAGGAUGAACGCAAGGAAUGGCUUGAGAUUGUGGAAAGCCUGGGUUUCCUAAGCGCCAAUGCCGACGACCACCUUGAAGAAGCCGACAAGCAGACUGUGCAGGUCUUCUAUCAACAUUACGUCGUGUCCGACAGUGAAGACAUGUUGGCUGACCUAUGUGACCUGCACCCCAACAACAAGUACGGGCUACACACCUUCUUGGGAUUACGAGAGGUACAGCGCCCCCACAAGAGCAUGUUCGUGUUCUCUGAACCACGCUCACAGUGGUCAGACUGGAAACUUGGUGUGGAAACGGCCGAGGUCGCGUUAUACGUAUGUCGGUUGAUGCAGAUGUAUCCCACUCUGGACAUCGACGACAUUGGGUACAAAUUGCUAAGCAAGGGCGUGCCCUGUCGCACCUUCGUCAAGAUCCCAGCAUCGCCCCGGAGUAAAACCGUCGUUGACAAGUUUAUUCCGACCUCAUUCCGUCCCGCGGGGUAUACAUUUGUGGUGGAAGACUUCCUAGAGUACCGACAUCAAUGCGAGACUCUUUUGAGCAUGCCACAGGGUAGAGCCGCUGUUUUAAAGGGGGGUAUAAUCAGUCGCAUUGCCAGUGAAUACCUGGGUUUGUUAUCUACUUUGGAAGGCCCAUCCCCUGAAAUCAUCACUAACAAGCAAGGUUUCAUGAUACUUUUGGGGCCUAACGAGUGCUGGGCUGAUGACGAACUCACGGAAAAAGAGUUAGCGGUGUUGUGUGGCACAUACGGAAUGUAUACGGGUAAGCUGACAUCACAACUUGCUGGUUCACAACUCACUCACUUGUAUACAGCUCGUGCCAAUCAGACCACUAUUGUCUCAUGGUUCCCACCGGCGGACCUCUGGGCCCCUGGGUCCUUGAGAAAUGGUCGUCAGCUUAUUGAGUGGACACCAGACAAUGAAAAGUGGUAUCAAGAUCGCGUCCGAGAUAUUCUUGCUGGUCAGGCUCAGCCACACACAAAGGUACAGUGGAGGACAUGGUAUCGCGGUAUACCACAGGCGCGCCGCCUGAAGGAGCAGUCAUCUCAUCGUAGUGCAGACUUUGUGGACCGCCAUUUGCCCAUCACCCAAGGCAAACUGUAG
Molecule: messenger RNA, 3207 nt
Organism: Psilocybe cubensis
Lineage: Eukaryota; Fungi; Basidiomycota; Agaricomycetes; Agaricales; Agrocybaceae
Exons: 1
Coding region: 1-3207 (1068 amino acids)
Source: RefSeq, a predicted model, not a curated record